Molecule: messenger RNA, 585 nt
Organism: Pneumocystis murina B123
Lineage: Eukaryota; Fungi; Ascomycota; Pneumocystomycetes; Pneumocystales; Pneumocystaceae
Exons: 5
Coding region: 1-585 (194 amino acids)
Biological process (GO): developmental process
Source: RefSeq, a predicted model, not a curated record
AUGCUUCAAAUCAAACGAAAACGAGAAGAAGAAGCAGUUCCUUUAAUUUUCGUAACAAAAUCAUCUAUAUCAAAAGAGUUAACAAUUCCUUUAAAACGCAGAAAACAGGGAAAUAAUUGUAAUAAAAUUAUUAUAAGAUGUGCAUAUAUUAACAAAAAUCAAGUUUUUAUUCUUUUUAAAACGCUAGAAGCUGAAUCAAUUACAAAAUUUGAACAAGAACAUGAAAAACGAACAAUAGAAACAUCUAACGAACAAGAUGAAGAAUCAAGACAAAAUGAAAUGAGAAUUUUAAAUAUAGAAAAAUCACAUGAAUACACGGAAUCGAUUUUUGAGCCAUUUGCAAAGGAUUAUGUAUAUGAUAUGUAUAUGCCAUUAGUUUACACACCGGAUACUUUGCAGACAAAUCCUAUCUGCUUUGGAAUUCUAACAUUAGAGGAAGAUAAUGAUAUUUCUUUUCUUGAAGAGACAGAUUCCUAUGAUAAAUACAACGAUGAUGAAGACUCUAAUGAAGAAGAUUUCUAUCAGAAUUCAUACCCAGAUGAAGAUGAAUGGCCAAACAGCGAUGUAGAGGAGCGAGAAAUAUAA